ACGUGGCACGGUUGUUGUGUCAGACAGACUGACAGGAAUCAUCUGUUCAGUUUCUUGAACUCUAAUGACCUCCACAGUCUCCUAAUCUCAAUCCAAGUGAUCACCUUUGGGAUGUGACCAGGAAAUUGGCAUCAUGGAUGUUCAGCUGACAAAUCUACUGCAUCUGAGUGAUGCUUUCAUGUCCGUAUGAACCAAACUCUCAGAUGAAUGUUUCUAGUACCUUGUUGAAUCGAUGCCACCAAGGAUUAAGGCAGUUCUGAUACUAACAAGGUGUACCUAAUAUUAAAGUGGCAGGGGAGGAUCCUUGAACAGCAUGGCAACAUGACGCUAUAAAGAGUGAGGCACACCCUGCCGUGGCCAAGAGUCAGGUCUCCUCUCCCAGCAGCAGCAGCAGCCAUGCUCAGCCUCAUCAAAGUGCCUCAAGUCCUCACCAUCCACCAAGUCCCCAAAGUUUUCCAAGAGGACUGCAUCAUUUCAGGAUACCGGCAGCCCCGCAGCUCAGCGGUCGACUGCAUCCUCAGCCUCUUCCAGCUGACCAAUGAGACGCUCAACAUCUGGACACACUUUCUGCCCACCUGGUACUUCCUGUGGAAGCUGGUGACUGUGGUGCUGAUGCAGACAGCAUGGCAGGACUCCUUCACCUGGCCCCUGCUGGUCUUCCUCUCCUCCUGCUGCAUUUAUCCUCUGGCAUCCAGCUGCGCACACACCUUCAGCAGCAUGUCUGCGCGGGCGCGCCACAUCUGCUUCUUCUUCGACUACGGCGCCCUCAGCUUCUACAGCCUCGGCUCUGCAGUCGUUUAUUCAGCGUAUGUUUUCCCUGACAAGUGGGCUAACAGCUACUUUCACCAGUGCUACAUUCCCAUUGCUGUGUUUAACACCAUCAUCUGCACCGUGCUGGCAUGUUACUCCAGGCUGGGCUUGCCGUUUCUGCAAUAUAACCAUGACGUCACAAGGAGGUUUCCUGAGUGUCGGAGUCCAAAGUUCAGCAAAUUUCUCCGUGUUAUAGCAUUUGCUUACCCAUACCUGUUCGACCACAUCCCUCUGUUCUACAGGGUGUUCCUGUGUUCAGGUGAAGGCUGCACUGAUAAUGAAACCAACAAGCUGCACUACAACCACGUUGCCUUGGCUUUCCUCACAGGCUUUCUGUUUGCGACACAUUUACCUGAGCGUCUGGCUCCCGGCAGCUUCGACUACAUCGGCCACAGCCACCAGCUCUUCCAUGUGUGCGCCAUCCUCGGCACCCACUUCCAGAUGCAGGCUGUGGAGCAGGACAUGGCCAUACGGCGCCCCUGGCUCUCCUCAAACUCCAUUCCCAUCACAUUUGCCAACUCCAUGGGCCCGGCGCUGCUCUGCGUGGUCCUGAACUGCCUCGUCAUCGCCCUCUUCAGUCUACCUCUUCUCUCUGGUCCACGAGGAAAGCAGCUAAAGAAAACAUAAGUCCUCCUCCUGAGACCUGAGCAGUCUGGUGUGCUGGAGACCAGGAGACAGAAAUGUUGGGGAUCAUGUUUUUGAACAGGUGCAUAAAACUAGCUCAUUUUUCCAGAUUCGUGCUGCUGCUGCUGCUACCAGACAGCUGGAUAGAAAAGCACAAUUUUCACAAAUAACUUUAUUGCAAUGCAAACAAAAGCAAACAUUUGAACUUUGCAUUGCAAUACAUUUGCUUCUAAGGAAGUUUGAUGCAGAGAUACAGAAACAAUGUGGCAUUUUUGCCUCAUUUUGUAUUUAAAUCUAUUUUAUCUUAAUUCUCUGAUUUCCACAGUUGUGGCAUGUAUGAAGAGUUUUUAUUUUUACUGUUUAAAAUUCUUUUUCUACUUGAGAAAUUUGGAUUUUAAAUGUGUACUUCAGAGUAUUUGUAAGAUUUGUGCUUGUACUCGGCCUAUUGGACUAAUCUUUACACAGACAUCUAAUGUUUUGUUCCUGAGAUUAAGUUACUGGGAAACACUGGACCUCAGGACAAAGGAGGAUGUCUACGACUUGUUGCACUGAUCAUGAAAGGAAUGUAUUUAAACAAAUAGUUAUUUAUUGUAUUUUUUAAAUUUCA
Messenger RNA from Oryzias melastigma (Indian medaka), 2041 nucleotides. It is a transcript of the gene paqr5b, whose product is annotated as progestin and adipoQ receptor family member Vb. Bases 397 to 1437 code for a protein of 346 amino acids. Gene Ontology annotation, cellular component: membrane. Lineage: Eukaryota; Metazoa; Chordata; Actinopteri; Beloniformes; Adrianichthyidae. The transcript has 9 exons. Gene Ontology annotation, molecular function: signaling receptor activity. The record is from RefSeq and is a predicted model, not a curated record.